CCCCCCCCCUCCUCGGGCCGCCGCCGCCGGGCGGAGGGAGCGCCAGGCCCGGCCCGCCCGCUCCGCGCACCGCUCCCGCCCCGGCCCGGCCCGGCCCCGGCCCCGGGAGGGAGGCAGGGAGGGCGGGCGGGCGGCGCUGCCGCCGCCGCCGCCGAACAUGGCGAGCCGCCGCCGAGCCCCGCGGCGGAGCGGCGGGGUGUGCUGACCCGGCCCCGGUGGGCCCCUCCGUGCCGCGAGACCCCCCCCCGCGUGUCCUGUGCUAUGAGCGUUCGGCGUGACUUCUCCGUGAGCAGUUGCAAAUGAAAAUGGAGGAUAUGUCUUUGUCUGGCCUGGAUAACAGCAAACUGGAGGCCAUCGCGCACGAGAUCUACACGGACCUGGUGGAAGAUGCCUGCCUGGGCCUCUGCUUUGAAGUCCACCGGGCGGUCAAGUGCGGCUACUUCUUCUUGGACGACACGGACCCCGACAGCAUGAAGGACUUCGAGAUCGUGGACCAGCCCGGCGUGGACAUCUUCGGGCAGGUCUACAACCAGUGGAAGAACAAGGAGUGCGUGUGCCCCAACUGCAGCCGCAGCAUCGCCGCCUCCCGCUUCGCCCCCCACCUGGAGAAGUGCCUGGGCAUGGGCCGCAACAGCAGCCGCAUCGCCAACCGGAGGAUCGCGAGCAGCAACAACAUGAACAAGUCGGAGAGUGACCAGGAGGACAACGACGACAUCAACGACAACGACUGGUCCUACGGCUCUGAGAAGAAAGCAAAGAAGAGGAAAUCAGAUAAGAACCCCAACUCGCCCCGCAGGUCCAAGUCCCUGAAACACAAAAAUGGCGAGAUUGGUGGGAACCCCGAUCCCUUCAAGUACAGCAACUUGACGGGGAUCAACUACGAGACGCUGGGCCCCGAGGAGCUGCGGACGCUGCUCACCACGCAAUGCGGGGUGAUCUCCGAGCACACCAAGAAGAUGUGCACCAGGUCCCUGCGUUGUCCCCAGCACACAGAUGAGCAGCGGAGAUCGGUCCGGGUUUACCUCCUCGGUCCCUCUGCGUCCCUGCCCGAGGCGGAGGGCAGCGUGGAGAACGACAGCUUCGAGGUGGCGGAGAGCCAGGCCAUCAUGAGCCGGCUGCAGUGGGACGGCUCCUCCGACAUCUCGCCCUCAGACUCGGCCUCCUCAAAAGCCAGUACAAACAACUCUGAGUCCCGCAAGACCAAGAAGAAGAAGCCCCACUUGGGGCUGGUGAGUGGCGCCCCAGGGCUCGGCUCCAGCAAGAAGAAGAAGCCCAAACCCCCCGCGCCCCACACCCCCAGCAUCUACGACGACAUCAACUGAGCGCAGCGGAGCUGAGGGGGUGGGGGGGGAAUGGACGGACAGACAGACGGACACGGGCCAGGGCAGGCCCUCCCACCCCAGCUGGGGCAGCUCUGCGAUUCGGACACAAAGCGGGUACCCAGGGCGCGGAGGAUGGAGGACUUGGCCGUCGCUGCAGGGGGUAGGGGAGGGAGGGGGGCCUGGAUUUGGAAGCCCCCCCUUUCUCCACCCACCCCCCCACCCCGGAGCCUCUAUUUAUUCUGUGACAUAGUUUUUGUAUGUGGGGUUCCCAUCGGAGCUCUGAGGGGGUGUCUCACUUGGAGAUGGGGCACACAGCACCCCCUUCCCUUCCAACUGCCCCCCCCCCCAAAAAAAACCUGGCUCUGCCCCCUCCCACGCUCGCUCCUCCAGAGCACCCUUACCCCAGCAGGGCAGGGGGCACCGGGUGCUCCCAGGGCAGCCCUGGAGCGGGGCGAUGGGGGUGCAGAUCCCUCCUGCCCCAGCAGUUUUGGGGUCAGCCCCUGGCCUGGGGUUGCUCCCCCUCUCCGUGCCCUGGGCUGGCACUCGCUGGUCGGGCUGGCUCAAGGGGGGGUGCUUUUUCCUGCUCAGAGGAAACAAGCGGGGCCCCCCUCACAUCCUCAAUCUGCUGUAAGUGGCUGGAUUUGGCUGCCAGGGAGUGUCUGGGGCUCCGCAGGGCUUGCCCAGGCCCCGGGGGUCCUGGAGGGGGGUGGUCUGCAUGCUGCAUCCUUCAUGUUUGGGGCUGUUUGUGGGGGACAGAGGGGCUCUGGCCCCAGUUCAGGGUGGGGGGAAGCUGCUGUCACCUUCCCUGCUCCAAAUUGGCCUCUUGAGUGUGGAGAGGGGGGACAUCCUGUGUCCCUGGCUGGGCUGGGGGCAGCCGUACCCCACCCCACCCCCAGCGCAAACUGGGGGGGUGGGGGAACGUACCACCGCCCAGCUUCAAGGCAGAGCCCCCCCCCCAGGCUGGCAGCCCCAGGGCAGUGCUGUGUCCCUGCAUGUCUGGGGGCCUGCUGCUGCAGUCGGGGCGGAGGGGGUGGUCCUUUGGGGACCCCCCCCACCCUACCAGCUCUGGCUGGUGUUUGUACCCCCACAAGCUCCACGCUUAAGCUGGGGGAGGGGGACGGGCCCAGCGCCCCGCUGUGCGGGCCUGGGGAAGGGAGUCCCUCUGGCUGUUUUCUGUCACGGGGGGGUUGGGGGGGACAGGGUUGGCUCAGCCCCCACCAUUGUGGACUCCUGCUUCCCCCCCCCAGCUGUCUGACACCCCAAGGUCAGCUGUAGUGUCUGGGGUGGGGGCGAGCUGCUCCUGUCCCCCCCCCCUUGCUGUGAGGGUGGCCGGUCACUUCGGUGGGUCUCGCAAAUUAUGGUGCUCUCGCCUCUGGAUUCACUAUUGUUUUAAAACUGCUGCUAAAGGCUAGUGCUGUGGCAGGAGCUGGGGUGUCCCCACAGAGCCCUGGGCACCCCAAACUGCUGGGGGGGGGCUCCCCAGGUGCAUGGGGACCCCUAUGGUCCCUCCCUGCUGUGGCUGGCGGUAGCUCCUGGCACAGCUUUGGGGCUGGGGGGGCCCUGGCCACCAGAGCACGCCGAGCUGGCCUUCGCGUGCCCUGGGCGGGGCGGGGGGGGCGACCACCCUGGGUCCCCCCCUUCCCACCGCCUGGGGAGGGCACAGUGACCCAAAGGGACGACCCCAGCCCCUCCGGCUUCAGGAGAAGGGCCGCAAUUUGGGGUCCAAGGGGCGUAAUGGGGCUGGGGGGCCUGGAGGUGCCCUGUCACCCCCCUGGGGUCUGUGUCCUCACCCAUGUGGCAGAGCCAGUGGCCCCCCCCGCCCCACCCCGGGUCCCCCCUGGGCUUGAGACUUGUAUUUUUUGCGCACGUACUCCAUCCCGUACGGGUAGUUGAGCCGUUGUAAGGUCUGUGUGUCCCAUUAGUGGGUUGUGGCUGCCCCUGUAAAUAAAACUGCAUCUUGACUUGGUA
Messenger RNA from Phalacrocorax carbo (great cormorant), 3290 nucleotides. The record is from RefSeq and is a predicted model, not a curated record. Lineage: Eukaryota; Metazoa; Chordata; Aves; Suliformes; Phalacrocoracidae.